CAUUAAUUUCACAAAUUACCAGCUCCCUUUAAUAGUUUUCAGCCAGCACCACCUUCCUCCCUUCAUCCCAAGCCUACACGUGUCUAGCAAAACACACAUGUAUCGUGCUCUGUUAAUUUUCAACUUCUUCUCUUCUUUAUUGCUCUUUUUACCGUUUUUUCAAACUUAUGCUGAUUCCUCUCUUUUCUUCUUCCCUCUCGCACACGAUCUCUCAUGAUUUCAAUCGUUUAUCCUUCUUCAUUUACAGUUUUCUUUUUACUUCCUAUUUUUUAGCCAUUAUCAGUGUAGUGUGUAACGUGCAUUUAGGUUUUAGGCUCCACAUUUGCUAUUAACUGCAUUUUCUCUAUAAAUAGCAACAUGGUUUCUACAAGAUCAACUCCUACAAAAGAGAAGAAGGAUUCUGUUGUUCCUGUAAAAAUGAAGCGGAAAUUAGUAAAAAAAGCUGAAAAAGAUGUUGAAGGAAGCGGUGUUGCUUCUGCCUCUGAGAAUGUCAAAGCAAAGGGAAAAAAAGUGGAUGAAACUGGUUUGAAAAGAAGGCGUUUGGCUUUUGAUGCUGUACCUGAUCAUCAGAAAGUUCAGAAAUCCUUGCAUAUUGAAGAACCAACUCGUUUGGUUCAGAACUGGGACUACUUGUUAGAUGCGGAAGAUCGUUACACUUGUAGAGUGACUAUGCCUUUAAAUUUUAAAUAUAUUGAGGACAUCAAGAAAACUCUUUCUGAUACUCAACUGGAACUUUUCAAGAAGACAUUUCUUGGUCAUUUUUUAGACUUGUCGCCGUUGUGUAAUGUUGAGCAAAAAGCGCAACUUCUACUACCUCAACCUCCUCACACUAGUUCUCAAGUCAAGUUCGGGUGUUUAGAGUGGAAAUGGAAGACGAGAUUGGUAUGUGAAUACGGUUAUAUCAACAAAGGUCUAGGCCCAACUUGGCUAUCUAGAGGUACAAGGUAG
This is a messenger RNA of Mercurialis annua (annual mercury), 948 nucleotides long. RefSeq lists its product as uncharacterized. The record is from RefSeq and is a predicted model, not a curated record. Lineage: Eukaryota; Viridiplantae; Streptophyta; Magnoliopsida; Malpighiales; Euphorbiaceae. The transcript has 3 exons. The coding region runs from base 358 to 948 and encodes 196 amino acids.